This is a messenger RNA of Wyeomyia smithii (pitcher-plant mosquito), 2120 nucleotides long. RefSeq lists its product as uncharacterized. The coding region runs from base 497 to 2056 and encodes 519 amino acids. The transcript is spliced from 4 exons. The record is from RefSeq and is a predicted model, not a curated record. NCBI's taxonomy places the organism in Eukaryota, Metazoa, Arthropoda, Insecta, Diptera, Culicidae. Gene Ontology annotation, cellular component: sarcolemma; dystrophin-associated glycoprotein complex.
UUGAUCGUGUAAAGGUGCUUUUUCGGUCGAACCAAAAACGUUUAAAGCCAGUGACGGACGAUCAUUCCGUGCGCGUGUAUCCGAAUUCGGUGCUUUGGAACCCGUUUGGUUUAGUUGCGGUGGCAGUGUGUGCGUGUGUCCCGCUUGGAAUAUGCGCUAUUACCUGUGUGGGUUCGAAGCUGCUGGCCCCACAGCCUAUAUUUGCCAUCAUAUCGCAGCGAUCAUUGUCGGAUAGUUUGCGCGUUGUUUGCCUGCCUGCUGGUGCUAGCCUUACUUACGGUUUACGGGUGGGAAUCGGAAGUCAAUACUCCGUUAAUGCGCUGCUGCAGCAAUAGUGAAUGUUGGAUACUUUUGGGGUCAUUAUUGGUUCCCCACCUGGCGUGUGGUUCGAGUGUUUCCAGAACAAAAAGAAGAGAUAAGUAACGUUUUAUGUGCGACUCUCGAAAUAAAACUUAGGAAGUGCGUGACUCUUUGAUUUCCUUCUUCUUCUGCACCGAUGACCAUGUCUUCGGGGAAGCGAUCAAGCUUUGAGCUAACCGUCGCUGCACCGGAUGACGAAGAACGUCCGCGUAGUUUCUACGAUAACCUGACGGCUUCCGGUUCGUCAUCGACUGGACUCGCUAAAGUAAUACAAAUCCCCGAUAUUCAGUUCAAGUUCGAUGACGACAUCCCGAUCACGACGGAUCCCCGUCGAUCGACGCUGAUGAGUAACGCCAAAUCGGACUUCUUUGGGCUUUCCCGACCGGCACAACAGUCAGCCCGGAUCGACGAACAAGUCAUGCAAAAUGACGAUUCCCAGCAUCUGAUCGAUGAUCGCAGAACACCACCGAUCACACUGCUACCAUCUACCAGCUCUUCUUCGCCAGACUCCACAGCCAGUACGGCUCCAGCCCGUUCCAGCUCACCCGGAACGACGGUCGAUGAUUCCACCGAAGUGGAAACCAAAUCCCGUCCCUUAUCAUCUAAUCGAAGCAUCACAAUUCGACUGCCCGAGCCGGACAAACCAUCAGAGGCGGUGUACAUGACCACAACGGUGCCGCAGAACUUCUCGAAAAACGCCAGCAAUCUAAUCGGGCGGCACAAACCAACCCGGAGCAGCUUGCGACACAGCCGGAUGCUGGUGGUCAACAAAACCUUCCACCAGCGUUACCCACGGGGUAACGCCCUGAAUCUAAAGCACAUACGACUAAGUCGAACGCUGAUGGUGCUGAAGGUGCUAAUCGGUGCGAUACUUACGCUGCUGGGAAUGGCCAUCGUGAUCUGGUCCCCGAGCACCCACACCAAGGACAACCCAUACUGGGCCGGGUUGAUUCUAAUCCUGUGCGGUACCAUGUUCCUCAUUGUGUUCGGCUUUAAGCGCCGGCCGGCAAACCGCUUGCGCGAGAAUUGCUUCAACUUCAUCCGGAUCAAUGCGGUGGUUGUGCUGCUGCUGACCAUAUUCUUCACCAUGCUGGCAUUUAUCUACGCACUGUUGCAGACAACCAACCUGAGCUCCAGCGGGCUGCGAUGUGAACCGGAGUACAGCUUCAACGUCAACUCGUCCAGCUGCGUGUGCUGGAUCGAUGUGCUCCGGAAGCCGGAGACCGCAGCAGAGCUGCGAAGCGGCGAAGUGUUAGACGAUGAUGGCAAUAGUACUGUGGUCCAGACGAUCGAAGAUCGUCGGAGAUCGAUCGAACAGCUCGAGCAGGAUGGUGCCAUCCGGUUGGAAUAUCGUGACUUCAACUGUAGUGAGGUGCUUGGAAUUUGGUACUACGUGACACUGGGCUCGGCAAUACUGAACAGUUUGGGGUGUCUGCUGGCGGCAGGUUUUCUCGUAAUCUACGGUGUCGAGUGCCAGCGGCGCGAAAACCAACUGAAGUACUUCAGCGUGAGAACCAACGGCGACGGAGGCAGUGGAGCUCGUUUAGCACAGCACCACAGAUUGGAUGAAGGAGGCGGCGGCGGAACCGGCACCGAAGAUGCUGAAGCUAGACAAGAAGACAAUGAACUUUUAUCGAAUGAAAAGCACGAAACGAAAGUUACCGAAAAUAUUGACGUGAAGACUACGGGAUCGUGAUGAUACAAAGAUGACAAUUUUGUAUCCAAGUAUUAUUUUUUGAGACAUUUUUUUACAAACACAA